This is a messenger RNA of Dictyostelium discoideum AX4, 1881 nucleotides long. RefSeq names its product succinate dehydrogenase (gene sdhA). The transcript has a single exon. Gene Ontology annotation, cellular component: mitochondrial inner membrane. Lineage: Eukaryota; Evosea; Eumycetozoa; Dictyosteliales; Dictyosteliaceae. Bases 1 to 1881 code for a protein of 626 amino acids. The record is from RefSeq and is a predicted model, not a curated record. Gene Ontology annotation, molecular function: flavin adenine dinucleotide binding; oxidoreductase activity, acting on the CH-CH group of donors; succinate dehydrogenase (quinone) activity. Gene Ontology annotation, biological process: tricarboxylic acid cycle; electron transport chain.
AUGUUAUCAUCAGCAUUAAAAUUAACUAAAAAAGUUUGCUCAACCAAAUCAAAUGGAUUAAUUAGAAGUUUUUCAACACAAACUCAAAGUAGAGAUUAUGCAGUUGUAGAUCAUACAUAUGAUGCAAUUGUUGUUGGUGCAGGUGGUGCAGGUCUUAGAGCAGCCUUAGGUUUAACAGAAAAAGGUUACAAGACAGCAUGUAUCACUAAAUUAUUCCCAACUCGUUCCCAUACAGUCGCAGCACAAGGUGGUAUUAAUGCUGCUUUAGGAAAUGCAGAUCAAGAUGAUUGGAGAUGGCACGCAUAUGAUACAGUAAAGGGAAGUGAUUUUUUAGGUGAUCAAGACGCCAUUCAUUACAUGUGUAAAGAAGCAGUUCCAACCGUUUUAGAAUUAGAACAAUAUGGUGUACCAUUCUCACGUAUGGAUGAUGGUCGUAUCUAUCAAAGAGCAUUCGGUGGUCAAAGUAAAAAUUUUGGUAAAGGUGGUCAAGCAACUCGUUGUUGUGCUGCUGCAGAUCGUACAGGUCAUGCUCUCUUACACACUCUCUAUGGUCAAGCCGUUAAACAUAACACAAAAUUCUUCAUUGAGUAUUUUGUAACUGAUCUCAUUAUGGAAAAUGGGGAUUGCCGUGGUGUCGUUGCCAUCAACUUGGAAGAUGGUACCAUUCAUCGUUUCAGAUCACAUGCUACCGUCAUUGCAACCGGUGGUUAUGGUAGAGCCUAUUUCUCUGCAACCUCUGCUCACACUUGCACUGGUGAUGGUAAUGCUAUGGUCAUUAGAGCUGGUCUCCCAUGUCAAGAUUUAGAGUUUGUUCAAUUCCAUCCAACUGGUAUCUAUGGUAGUGGUUGUUUAAUCACCGAAGGUGCUCGUGGUGAAGGUGGUUAUCUCCUCAAUAGUUCCGGUGAACGUUUCAUGCCUCGUUAUGCCCCAUCCGUAGCCGAUUUAGCCUCUCGUGAUGUCGUCUCUCGUUCUGAAACCAUGGAAAUUAGAGAAGGUCGUGGUGUUGGUCCAGAAAAGGAUCAUUGUCUCCUCAAUCUCACCCAUCUUUCACCAGAGAUUAUCGAUGAACGUCUUCCAGGUAUUAGAGAGACCGCUAUGAUUUUCGCUGGUGUCGAUGUCACCAAAGAACCAAUUCCAGUCAUUCCAACCGUUCAUUACAAUAUGGGUGGUAUUCCAACCAACUACAAAGGUCAAGUCAUCACUCAAGUCGAUGGUAAAGAUAAAUUAGUCAAAGGUCUUUAUGCCGCCGGUGAAUCUGCUUGUGUCUCUGUCCAUGGUGCCAAUCGUUUAGGUGCCAACUCUCUAUUGGAUAUCGUUGUCUUUGGUAGAGCUGUAGCCAAUGAAAUCGAAAAUACCCUCGCCAAGGAUACCCCACACAAACCAUUACCACCAAAUGCUGGUGAAGAAUCAAUUGCAAAUAUUGAUGCCAUUCGUUUCUCUAAUGGUACUCGUUCAACCGCUGAAAUUCGUUUAGAGAUGCAAAAGAUUAUGCAAAGAAAUGCUGCCGUCUUUAGAGAUGGUCAAGUCUUAAAGGAAGGUGUUGAAUUAAUUGAUAAAUGUGCUCGUUCACUCAUAAAUGAUCUCAAAACCACCGAUCGUACCAUGAUUUGGAAUACCGAUUUAAUCGAAUCAUUAGAACUCCAAAAUCUUAUGACUCAAGCCGUCCUCACUAUGCACUCUGCUGAAGCACGUAAAGAAAGUCGUGGUGCUCAUGCUCGUGAAGAUUACAAAGAAAGAGAUGAUGCCAACUGGAUGAAACAUACCUUAUCCUAUUUAGAUGUUAAUACUGGUAAAGUUACCCUUAACUAUCGUCCAGUAGUUUCUGAAACUUUAGAUCAAUCUGAAAUGGAAACUAUUAAACCAUUCAAGAGAGUUUAUUAA